Molecule: messenger RNA, 2293 nt
Organism: Esox lucius (northern pike)
Lineage: Eukaryota; Metazoa; Chordata; Actinopteri; Esociformes; Esocidae
Product: BTB/POZ domain-containing adapter for CUL3-mediated RhoA degradation protein 3
Exons: 8
Coding region: 113-1045 (310 amino acids)
Biological process (GO): protein ubiquitination; negative regulation of Rho protein signal transduction; protein homooligomerization
Cellular component (GO): Cul3-RING ubiquitin ligase complex
Molecular function (GO): ubiquitin-protein transferase activity; protein binding
Source: RefSeq, a predicted model, not a curated record
UUUUCACAGCGAUUCACAGUGGUCCUGCCCUACUUCGUUCUUCAAAGCUGUCUGUCCAAGUGUUCUAUGCCUUUCAUUGGAAAGAACUCGCUUUGGUGGAUCUUGGGAAGAGAUGUCAGGAGUUAGUGCGGUGAGCUCGGCGUUGCCUGCGGCUACAACCCGUACCACAUCCUUCAAGGGCUCAUGCCCUAGCUCCAAGUACGUCAAGCUGAACGUGGGCGGGGCACUCUACUACACCACCAUGCAGACCCUCACAAAGCAGGACACCAUGCUCAAAGCCAUGUUCAGUGGCAGGAUGGAGGUCCUCACAGACAGUGAAGGCUGGAUCCUUAUUGACCGGUGUGGGAAGCACUUUGGGACCAUUCUGAACUACCUGCGGGACGGUGCUGUACCUCUGCCAGAGAUCCGGAGGGAGGUGGAGGAGCUCCUGGCUGAGGCCAAGUACUACCUGGUUCAGGGGCUGGCCGAUGAGUGCCACGCGGCAUUGCAGAACAAAGAUAUGUAUGAGCCGUUCUGUAAAGUACCCUUGGUCACGUCCACAAAGGAGGAACAGAGACUCAUUGCUACCUCCAACAAGCCCACAGUCAAGUUGUUAUACAACAGGAGUAACAACAAGUACUCCUACACAAGCAACUCUGAUGACAACAUGCUAAAGAACAUUGAGCUUUUCGACAAGCUGUCUCUGCGCUUCAAUGGCCGUGUGCUCUUCAUCAAGGACGUAAUCGGGGAUGAGAUCUGCUGCUGGUCCUUCUACGGACAGGGCCGUAAGAUCGCCGAAGUUUGCUGCACCUCUAUAGUCUAUGCCACAGAGAAAAAGCAAACCAAGGUGGAAUUCCCAGAGGCUCGUAUUUACGAGGAGACGCUCAACAUUCUCCUGUACGAGUCCCAGGAUGGGCGCGGUCCUGACAACGCCUUGCUGGAGGCUACAGGGGGCGCCGCGGGCCGCUCCCACCAUUUGGACGAGGACGAGGAACGGGAGCGCAUCGAAAGGCUACGUCGCAUCCACAUCAAACGGCCCGAUGAUCGCACUCACCACCACCAGUGAUCAGGCCGGACAACCAACACGGACGGGAUCUGCAGUCCUCAGUGGUGCCCCGUAAGAGAGGCCAUGUGAGAGAUCACUACUGCCAAAUGUAACCCCCCCCCCCCCCCCUCGGUUUCUGAAGUCGACCACAAGUGACCUCUGUGCUCCUGCAGCCCAGCCACUAAUAAACUGCUGCUAUACUCCAGUCAUUCAAAGCACCGUGGUUUGGGUGUUGGAGUUGACGUGUCAGCCAUCGUCAAUAUCAGUGUUUCCUAAAACCACCGUGAGCAAUAUUUUUUCUUCCCUAGUCAGAUACUUAUUUUACAAGGUUUAUUUCCCUGUGUUGUCAGUCUAUGUCUGUGUGUGUGUACUUGUGUUACUUGUGCCCAGUGGGAGAUCAUGUGCCUUAAGUAUAUAUGUUAGAGCUGCUUACAAUACGUUUCACUUUAUCAUGUCACUACAACGUUGCUCUGAUGUUAAUUCAUUUACUUUAUCGUGUCACGAAAAGGUUACUUUGAUGUUAAUUGUUUCAGGAUUGCUAGUUCUGGUCAAUCAGUUGAAUAUCAGUGGUUAUAGUUACAUGCUGUAUAACAAUAGCUUGUUUACCACAGCAGUUUUAGAUAAAACAUUUAUGAAAAUGUAUUCAUUAGUCAGAGUAGAAGUUAUGUAAACUCUUAAUUUUACUGCGUUUACAAAUUGGGUGCUUUUAUUUUCUGUGUAUUGAUUUCAUCCAGCAGAGGGUGUUACCUACAAAGACACUGAAUUGUAAUAGGUUAGGUUGAAGUUAUCCUGGAUCCUAGUCCUAGUUUUGGAUGGUUAAGGCUGGAUUUGGUGAAUCUAAUCUUAAAUCUUUACUUAGAGAAACCCAAGAGCAAUUCAUUAGAUCGAGUGGUGUAACUACAGUCACCUUUUACCCUGUAGUCAUGGAUUCAUUCUCUGUUGGCGUUCUGAAGAGCCUUUAAGAUGUCGGAUCACGUAUGCAUUCUGAUUUUCUUCUUUGUGAACAAAUUUAUAUAAUUGCUGCCUGUUAAGUAUUGCUGAAAGGUGACAUGGAAAAAUAGUUGUUGGAGAUCACACACAAAGUUACAGACUGAUUUCUUUGUCAGUGGGCAAACGUACAAAAGCAGCAGUGGAUCAAAUAAUCUUUUCCCUCACCAGGUAAUGAAACCAAGAAUAUCAGAAUCAUAUACAAAUAUUUCAGAUGAGGAUGUGUUUUGCACUGUAUAUAACAUAUUUUUCUUACAAUAAAGAUUUUUAUGAAUUACUAUA